UCCGUCAUCGUCAUAGCAACUAUCAUUUUAUAAUGAUUGCGGAUGACGGCACUCAAAGUUAUUGGGCUGGUAUCUUGGGUUACUCGCAUUCGGACUCAACGUAAGCGCCAUUUUAGUAGUUCCCUGGUGUAUAGGACUCAUUCAUCAGCGUCCUGAGCUGCAGAGCAGCGGACGCACAGUCCAACUUCCACUUCCCCCAUGCCAUGUGUCAGCCAGCUCUCAGUUGAGAUACCGAUACAUAAAUAAAUACUUCAUCGGUAUCUCAGGAGGCCGACCAUACCGAGUGUCCUCAAAUUACUUCCUGAUCCAGACUUUGGUAAUGAGGCUGUGACGGGUUUGAUGCCGUCACCCGUAGGUUUCCCCCACAGAGCACCGGAAGGAUUCGCCAACAACGAGGUUCUGUUGGUAACAUCUUUGUUUCACCACAGACCACUGCUCUGCUCCCUCUCCCCAGUCCCUACUGCUCUUUUAAGGGGACAGAUACAUACACGCGAUUGGUAAUCAGCCAGCCGCCGAGGCCAAUUAGACACCCCACCUCCACAGCUGCCACAGAGGCCAUUUUAACUGUGUUGCUCCUUCGGUUGACCUGCAGCAGCGUCGUGUUGGGCUCAGACUGAACAAUCAUUUGCAUAAAGUUUUGUUCAAAGUGUUUAAAUGUGAUCCGGACAGCCUGCUGCCACAGAGAGGAGACGUGAUAUCUUUAGAUACUGUCUCUCCUUGGAGACGCUCAGAGACAAACAUUGUUUCAUACAAUUGAUUUAUAUAUUUUCUCUAAUGUGGACGUUAAAAUGAUGAAUAAUCAUGAAGUCCUCUAGACGGAGACAGGAGGGAGAGAGUUUAAAGCCCUGAAAGUGGGUUUGAAUGUGACAAGCAGAAUAUUAUUAUAGUUUACGUAUGUGUACAGAUUGUAAAGCCCUCUGAGGCAAAUUUGAAAUUCGUGACAUUGAGCUAUUCAAAAUAAACUGAAUUGAAUUUACUGGCACAAUGUCUUUAUUAUUAAAGGUGAGGUUAUGGAUCCUUCAGGGCUCAGUGUGCCUGAAAUGAACCGUUAUGGCAAAGAUAAAAGCUUGCACAAAACUGGUCUUAAAAAUAACCAUAACAUAUAUUUGUCUGUCUAUUUUUUGGGAGUUUUUCCGGAUACCAUGUGAGGUCCUGGGAUAGGGAUGUCUAUGUGUACAGAUUGUAAAGCCCUCUGAGGCAAAUUAGUAAUUUGUGAUAAUGGGCUAUACAAAAUAAACUGAAUUGAACUGAAUUGAAUUGAUCGUUGGACGUUAUCAUUCAUAUUCAGCCCAAGACAAGCACAUGCUUUUACACCUGAGAUGCUCAACAGUGAGAUUUUACGACAGAGUUUUGUCUCUAGUCCUGAACUUUUGGUUUUGUAUUCUUUGAUAUUAAUCACUGUUCAUCACCGUCAUUGUUUGUACUAGUAGUAGUAGUAGUAAUUGUAGUAAUAGUAGUAUUUAAUGGAGUAGUAGUGAGAGUGCAUUUAUCUGUAGAUUUGACUUCCCUCUCCUCUGAGAUGAAAGGCUUUGCUUCACGUUGAGAGCAGCUGGGACAACAGAGGGAGGACUGCAGUGUUUUCCUCGUGUUUCUCCAACAACAAGCCAUCAUGUUGUAAAAAAUGAUGAGGUGGUGUCGUUGUAAAAAGAAAAUGGAACAGAAGUAACACGCAAUAAACCUUUGCUCCGUGUGUCACCGAUGCAUGUAAGAACAAUAACUGUGAUGUAAUACUCAAGCUAAGGAAGUACAUGUAUACAAGUAGAAACCUGAGCAACGAGAACCUUUCUUGAAUAUUUUUUAUUUUGAAUGUCACGUCGUACUCCUGAUUCAGAGACAAAAUAUUGAAUUUAUGACUCCACUACUCUAAAUUUAACCAAGAUGUUUCAUAUAAAAACACAUCUAGGGAAAGUAUUCAGACCCUUUAAAAUGUUCACUCUGUUUCUUUGCAGCCAUUUGCUGAAAUAAAAAAAGUUCAUUUUAUUUCUCACUCAGCACCACAUCUUGCCAGAAAAAACAUAAAUGUAGAAAUGUUAGGGUCUGAAUACUUAUUGAGUGACUGACUCUCCAGGUAACACCUGCAACACACUAUUGGAAUUAAUUUAUUAACUGCACCAAUUCAACCGUGAGGCAAUUUCCCUUCUAUCUCGUACAUAAUGACGUUCUCCUUUCCGAUUAUUUUUCAGUUCCAACAAAUUCAAAUGCAAUUUAAGAUAAGAUAAAAAUAAGAUAAGAUAAAAUAAGAUAAUCCUUUAUUAGUCCCACAGUGGGGAAAUCUAGAGGAUUACAGCAGCAAAGGGAUAAAGUCUACACGAGUGGCGUGUAAAUGAUACAGUAAAACAGUACAAAACCAGUAAAAAUCUACAGUAACAUUAUAUGUACAGACUGAAUAAGAAGAAGAAGAUUGACACAUUUAUCGUAACAUUUAUGAAUUGAAUACUGAGUAAAAUGGCACAAAUUCACAAUUUCAAAGCAAUUUACAUUUAAACUUUUUAUGGAAUCCGGCUAAACAAGUAACAUACAGAAAGUAUUCAGACACCUUUAAAAUGUUCACUCUUUGUUUCAUUGCAGCCAUUUGCUGAAAUCCAAAAAGUCCAGUCCAUUUCUCAUUAAUGUACUGGACAGAAAAAACAGAAAUAUAGAAAUGUUUGCAAAUUCAUUAAAAAAUAAAAACUGAAAUAUCACAUGGUCAUAAGUAUUCAGACCCUAAAAUGUGUUUUUUUUCUGUCUAGAUGGGGUGCUGAGUGUAAAUUAAUGAGAAAUAAAAUGAACUUUGGGAUUUCAGCAAAUAGGUGCAAUGAAACAAAAAGUGAACAUGUGAAAGGGUCUGAAUACUCUCCGUACCCACUGUAAGUUCUUCCUCCAGCACCGCUGAACACACGGCCGAGAAGCUGAAGCAGAAACAAGUGGAUCAGGAGGAAGGAAUCAGACUGAAGAAGAAACAAGUGUGUUUAUGGUCCAAACAACUUUAAUGAUUCAGAGAAUGGAGGGAGUAUCACACAAUUACGGAAAAUGUGGGAGGCAAUUCAGAAACUCAAUGAUAAGGCGAUCCUCUGAGUGUGUGUGUGUUUGUGUGUGUGUGCUCUGCACUUUGUUCCCAGCCAUUCCCAGUACAUGUGUUUAUCAGACACGAUCACUCUCAGCAGGGAGAGUUGCCUCUGACUUGACUUCAUGCUGCUGCUCUAUGAAGCCAUCGAUCCUGACACUAAAGUUAACUUUUAAUUUUUUUAUUAUUAUUUAUUAGAAUCUUGCUGUUGGUUUUUUGAGAGGCAACGAUGAUCAGCCGCAACUUUAAGAAUGUGUUGGUGGUCUCCGUCGGGUUUCUGUCUCUGUUCACGGCUUUCGGAGGGCUGCAGAGUUUACAGAGCAGCCUGAAUGCGGAGCAGGGGAUGGGCGUGGCGUCUCUGAGCGUCAUCUAUGCCUCCAUCAUCAUCUCCUCCAUGUUCCUGCCUCCCAUCAUGAUCAAAAACCUGGGCUGUAAAUGGACCAUCGUCGCGGGCAUGGCCUGCUACGUGUCCUACUCCUUUGGAAACCUCUACCCCGGAUGGUACACCCUCAUCCCCACCUCCGUGAUCCUGGGUCUGGGCGGCUCCCCCCUGUGGUCGGCGAAAUGCACGUACCUGACCAUCUCCGGGAACGCGCAGGCCGCCAGGGACGGCAAGAGAGGAUCCGACGUCAUCAACCAGUACUUUGGCAUCUUCUUCUUCAUCUUCCAGUCGUCCGCCGUGUGGGGAAACCUCAUGUCGUCGCUCAUCUUCGGACAGGACCUCACCAUAGUUUCCAUCCCAGAGGAGCAGCUGCAGUCUUGUGGCGCGGCGGACUGCGGCCUCAACAUCAGCGUCAACGGCACGACCACCAGACCGGCUCAGACUCUGGUGUGGACACUGGUCGGAUGUUACAUUGGUGUGGGCGUGCUGGCCAUGAUCAUCGUGGCCGUGUUCCUGGACAACAUCGACAGCGAGCAGUCCAGCAGGUUCCGUGGGAACCGGGAGCCGUUCUGCCAAACCUUCCUGGCUACGUUCCGGCUGCUGAAGGACUGGAGGCUCGUGACCCUCAUCCCUCUCACCAUGUACAGCGGCUUCGAGCAGAGCUUCCUCUCCGGGGAGUACACCAAGAACUAUGUCACGUGUGCCUUGGGGAUCCACUACGUGGGCUACGUGAUGAUGUGCUUUGGAGCCAGCAACUCUCUUUGCUCCUUCCUGUUUGGGAGACUCGCUCGGUACACCGGCAGAGCCGCGCUCUUCCUCUUCGCUGCGCUGGCCAACGCCUCCUGCAUCAUAGCGCUGUUGUUCUGGAAGCCCCAUCCCGACGACUUUGGUAUCUUCUUUGUGUUUCCGGCUCUGUGGGGUAUGGCGGACGCCAUCUGGCAAACCCAGACCAACGCUCUUUACGGGAUCCUCUUCCCCCGGGAAAAAGAGGCGGCAUUCGCCAACUACCGGAUGUGGGAGUCCCUGGGUUUCGUCAUUGCCUUCGCUUACAGCACCUUCAUAUGUCUGGAGUAUAAACUGUACAUCGUGCUAGCAGUGCUGCUGCUGAGCGCCAUCACUUACCCCAUGGUGGAGUACCACGAACACAAGAACCCCACGCUGCCCAUCGAGGAGGGGAGCUACCUCACUCACAAGACGGAAACCAUCGAAAGAGACGAGAGCAACAUUGUUAGCCUGACGGCCAUGUAGAGCGCGAGGUUCGCUUUUUGCUUCGCUUUAAAUCUCGUUCUGGUGCCUAACAUCAUCUGGUUGUAUCAUCUCUCAGGCGUUUGUAUAUGGAUGUGUGCAAAAAUGUCCCAAAGCUUUACAUAUUAGGGUCAAUUUGAAGAGAAUGCUAAAUAAAUGUAUCACUAUGUACGCUCUGUGUCAA
Molecule: messenger RNA, 4854 nt
Organism: Pseudoliparis swirei
Lineage: Eukaryota; Metazoa; Chordata; Actinopteri; Perciformes; Liparidae
Gene: unc93a
Product: unc-93 homolog A
Exons: 8
Coding region: 3273-4673 (466 amino acids)
Source: RefSeq, a predicted model, not a curated record